This is a messenger RNA of Scleropages formosus (Asian bonytongue), 1411 nucleotides long. RefSeq lists its product as uncharacterized. The record is from RefSeq and is a predicted model, not a curated record. Lineage: Eukaryota; Metazoa; Chordata; Actinopteri; Osteoglossiformes; Osteoglossidae. The transcript has 11 exons. The coding region runs from base 71 to 1216 and encodes 381 amino acids.
UGCGUCAGAAGCCACGCAGACCCGUUUCAGGUGCACCCAGUUCCUCUCCUUCUCCACCACUCCUGCUGCCAUGGCUGUCCCGUGCACAGCUGCCGCCGUCCUCAGCCUGCUCUCGCUGACCGCAGCUGCCCCGUCCGGCUGCGAGGACGCGCUCACACCCCUGGAGACGGUCAACCACUCUCAGAAUUCUGGGAAAUGGUUCCUUGUUGGAGGAGCUUGUGAAUGCAAGAAAACGCAAACCUGUCUGAGAAAUAUAGAGAAUGCCUGGAUGGAAAUGAUAGUUAACCCUCAGCGUGACAAAAUUUUUCUCAAUGCUGCUGCCAAGAUCAAUGGAUCAUGUCAUUUUUUUCUUGAAAACAUAGAAAUUGUUAAAGCCUCUCUCCUAUUUGACCCUGAACGGGUUGACGACUUGGUCCAUCUAUACAACUGUCCCAGCUGCUUGCUCAUGAAAUUCAACAACACUGAAGACGGGAAAACCAUUCAUUGUGUACAGCUGUGGGCAAGAACCAGGAAUCUCAGUGUUGCGGAGCUGGAUGCACACAAACGCCGAAUGGAGUGUUUUGGCUUAGGAGGCUUGAUCUUGAAGGACCCUGACACAGACCUCUGUCCCAACAACCUGAACUUCUCAUCCAAAGUCUGGUCUAUGAAGCACCAGCUGACCUCUGAGACCCCGCUCAACUGUGAGAAUUUGCUCAGACCGCAGUAUCCGAGUGACCUUACUCAGGUGUCGGGAAACUGGUUCCUUAUUGCCGAAGCAGACAAUAAUUCUAGAAGUUCUAUGGCAGAAGUGGAAAGUGUCUGGAUGAAGAUAUCGCCAACACCACAGAAUGGCACCUUCUACAUCAACACUAUAAUCAAGACCCAUAAGGGUUGUGAGAUAUACAGGACCAACAGAACCAUCGCCCACAAUACUAUCACAGCAGUUUCUUCAGGCAUUGGUCCAAAACAGCAUGUGAUGGAGCUGCUCAGCUGGUCCGACUCUCUGCUCUUGAAGUUCAGCCACAAUGCACAGAGCAAGGUGAUCUUGCAGCUGCAUAUCUGGGGAAGAACCAGGACCCUUAGCGAACCUGUCAUGGACACGUUCAGGAGACACGUGGACUGUCUGGACCUGAGACUCCCUGUGUACAUGGACCCUGAGAAAGAUUUGUGCUCUAAAGAAGGGAUCACCUCAUUUAAAGAGGAUGUCGCCACACACCAGUAUUCCAAGUCGGACUGACGAUGAAAUGCCUGCGAAAAGCGGCCGGCCGGUCCACAGAGAGUGACCGUGACAGACAGGAUCACAGACAUCACUGCCUUGCUCCUGUCAGCUGAAUCCCAUUUCUUCAGCUUCUCUACAUUUCCAGUUCUCACUUCCAAAACAGGAAUAUUCUGGGAAAAAAAUUGAAAGGAAUCUGAUGAAUAAAAUAUUACU